Penicillium paradoxum is the source of this 876-nucleotide messenger RNA. RefSeq names its product snoRNA-binding rRNA-processing protein IMP4. Gene Ontology annotation, cellular component: Mpp10 complex; nucleolus; small-subunit processome. The coding region runs from base 1 to 876 and encodes 291 amino acids. Gene Ontology annotation, biological process: rRNA processing. The transcript has 2 exons. The record is from RefSeq and is a predicted model, not a curated record. Lineage: Eukaryota; Fungi; Ascomycota; Eurotiomycetes; Eurotiales; Aspergillaceae. Gene Ontology annotation, molecular function: snoRNA binding; rRNA primary transcript binding.
AUGCUUCGCCGUCAAGCCCGCGAGCGUCGCGAUUAUCUCUAUCGGAGAGCUUUGCUGCUCCGUGAUGCCUCCAUUGCCGAAAAAAGAGCGCAACUCAAGGCUUCACUAGCUUCUGGAAAGCCUUUAGAUCCUACAAUCGCAAACGAUAAAUCGCUUCGCGAAGAUUUCAAAUAUGACGAAUCGAAGGAUAAGGAAGAGAUGGACAUUGACGAUGAAUAUGUUUUAACCUCCGGCAUUAUCGAUCCUCGUCCUCUGGUUACCACCUCUCGCUCGCCCUCCGCUCGCCUCGGCGCAUUUGCCAAAGAAAUCCGUCUCCUUCUCCCUACCUCCAUUCGCCUCAACCGUGGUACUCUUGUUCUUGGAGAUCUCGUCUCCAGCGCAACCUCUGCCGCUCUGACCGACAUGAUUCUCCUUCACGAGCACCGUGGUACUCCAACCGCACUCACCAUUUCACACCUUCCCCACGGCCCAACUGCCAGUUUCUCCCUUCACAACGUUGUUCUUCGUCAAGAUAUCCCCAAUGCUGCUCGUGGUACCGUGUCGGAAAGCUAUCCGCACUUGGUUUUCGAGGGAUUCAAGUCCAAACUGGGUUCCCGCGUUGUUCAGAUUCUGAAGCACCUCUUCCCCCCGCGAGAGACAGGAAAGGUUGGCAACCGUGUCGUGAGCUUCGUCAACAAGGAUGACAACAUUGAAGUGCGGCACCAUGUUUUCGUCAAGACCGGAUACCGCGACGUGGAGCUGGCUGAAGUUGGACCUCGCAUGACGAUGCGCCUUUUCGAGAUUCGCGGAGGCACUUUGGAGAAGGGUUCGAGUGGCGAUGUCGAAUGGGCUCUCACCCAAUACACAAGAACCAGCAAAAAGAAGGAUUAUCUGUAA